Messenger RNA from Adineta ricciae, 6126 nucleotides. The record is from the annotation of a GenBank genome assembly. NCBI's taxonomy places the organism in Eukaryota, Metazoa, Rotifera, Eurotatoria, Adinetida, Adinetidae.
AUGCCUGCACCGUCAAAUGUUCUUUCAAGUAGAAAAUCGGCUGUAAAUAGAGUCAACAAUGACCACGAUUCGGCCACGAUGAAAUAUCUACGUCCAUCGGAUAUCAAUUCGAGAGAUGGGAUUGACGAUGCGACAACAGCGAAUGAAUGGGCAGCGAAGAAGUAUGUUUGGGUACCGGAUGAACAAGAAGGCUUUAUUCGAGGACAAAUUCGUCAAGAACUAGCUGAUGGACAGUUAGUGAUCGAUUUAGAAACGGGAAGACGUACUACAAUUCAUAAAGAUGAUACUCAACGCGUUAAUCCUCCAAAAUUUAGUCGAGUUGAAGAUAUGUCGGAAUUAACUUGCUUAAACGAUGCGUCUGUUCUUUUUAAUUUAAAAGAACGUUAUUAUUCAGGAUUGAUUUAUACUUAUUCAGGUCUAUUUUGUGUGGUGGUUAAUCCUUAUAGGCGUUUGCCGAUCUAUUCGGAAAAUGUUAUCGAUAUUUAUAAAGGAAAAAAGCGUGAACAAAUGCCACCACAUAUAUUUGCUAUUGCGGGUGAUGCAUACCGAUUAAUGUUACAAAAUCGAGAGGAUCAAUCCAUUCUCUGCACUGGAGAAUCAGGUGCUGGUAAAACUGAGAAUACGAAAAAAGUUAUUCAAUAUUUAGCUCAUAUUGCUGCGGCACCGAAGAGUUUUCAACGCGCUGCAGUUGGAAGUAUUAGUCAAUAUCAGCAAUUGAACACAAGAUUUUCCGAUGGAUCUGGCGAACUGGAAACUCAACUGCUUGAAGCCAAUCCAAUCUUAGAAGCUUUUGGCAAUGCUAAAACGGUGAAAAACGACAAUUCAUCUCGAUUUGGAAAAUUCAUCCGCAUCAAUUUCGAUACAUCCGGUUUCAUUGCUGGUGCAUCGAUUGAAACCUAUCUAUUAGAGAAAUCUCGUGCAAUACGUCAAGCGAAAGACGAACGAACAUUUCAUAUCUUCUAUCAAUUAUUACGAGGUGCAAAUACUAAGAUGAUUGGCGAUUACCUAUUAGAAGAUUUCACGCGUUAUCGCUAUUUAACACAUGGAAAUGUUCCAUUAGCUGGCAUUGACGACGCACAAGAGUUUCAACAUACAGUUAAAGCUAUGCAAAUCAUGGGAAUAUCAAUUGAAGAACUAAAUUCGAUCUUUCGAACAAUAUCCGCUGUUUUACAAAUGGGUAAUAUGCAAUUCAAACAAGAUCGGAAUAGCGAUCAAGCAACAUUACCGGACAAUACAGUUGCACAAAAGGCUUGUCAUCUGUUAGGCAUACCGGUGACAGACUUUGUUCGAUCAUUUUUAAAGCCAAAGCUCAAAGUCGGAAGAGAUUUUGUUACCAAAGCACAAACACAAUCUCAAGUUGACUUUGCUGUUGAAGCGAUAUCGAAAGCGAUUUAUGAACGUAUGUUUAAAUGGAUUGUUGCGCGCAUCAAUAAAUCAUUUGAUCGAAGUAAACGGCAAGGUUCGUCAUUUAUCGGGAUACUCGAUAUCGCUGGCUUCGAGAUAUUUCAAAUGAAUUCUUUUGAACAAUUAUGUAUUAAUUAUACUAAUGAAAAGUUACAACAAUUAUUCAAUCAUACAAUGUUUAUUCUUGAACAAGAAGAGUAUCGACGAGAAAAUAUCGAUUGGGAAUUCAUGGAUUUCGGUCUAGAUCUUCAACCGACUAUUGAUCUCAUUGAAAAGCAAAUGGGUAUUCUGAGUUUAUUGGACGAAGAAUGUUGGUUUCCCAAAGCAACUGAUCGGACAUAUGUUGAUAAACUAAUCAAUACUCAUGCCCAACAUCCAAAAUUUGGACGACCGAACUAUCGAGCCCCGGCUGAUUUCAGUAUUAUUCACUAUGCAGGCAAAGUUGAAUAUUCCGCCGAGCAAUGGUUGAUGAAAAACAUGGAUCCAUUAAACGACAAUGUGGUAGCACUGUUACAAACAUCGAAUGAUCCAUUUACACGUGAAAUAUGGAAAGAUGCGGAAAUUGUCGGUUUAUCUGCAACAGAUCAAAACGAUGCUGCAGUGAAUUUGAAAUCGACGAUUAAAAAAGGAAUGUUUCGAACAGUGGGGCAACUCUAUAAAGAACAACUGACGAAAUUGAUGGCUACCUUAAAAAAUACCAAUCCAAAUUUUGUUCGUUGUAUAAUUCCCAAUCAUCAGAAAAAGGCUGGUAUCAUCAAUUCACCUUUAGUGCUUGAUCAGUUAAGAUGUAAUGGUGUGUUGGAAGGCAUUCGUAUUUGUCGAAAUGGAUUUCCGAAUCGUAUUCUUUUCCAAGAAUUUCGCCAACGUUAUGAAAUUCUCUGUCCAAAUGUUAUACCAAAAGGAUUUAUGGAUGGUAAAGCAGCCGCUCAGAAGAUGAUCAAAGAACUCGAGCUCGAUGAAAAUCUUUAUCGAAUUGGUCUGACGAAGAUCUUCUUUCGUUCAGGGGUUCUUGCUCAUUUAGAAGAAGAACGUGAUCAUAAAUUGACCGACAUCAUCACACAUCUUCAAGCGCUAUGUCGCGGCGUUCUGGCUCGAAAAAAUUACCAACGACGCUUUCAACAAUUGAAUGCUAUUCGUGUUAUUCAACGUAACAGUCGUGCAUUAAUGAAGAUCCGUAAUUGGCGAUGGUGGCGUUUGUUUACGAGUAUAAAACCUUUAUUACAAGUAACCAGACAAGAUGAAGAGUCUCGAGAAAAGGAUGAUGAAAUACGACGACUAAGAAGCGAAAUAGAAACGCGUAUCUUACAAGGACAGGAAACUGAACAAAUUCUACAACAAAUACAACAAGAGCGAAGUCUUCUGAACGAAAGAAUUAUCCAUUUAAAUGAAGUUGUAGUCGAAUCGGAUGAUAAUUUACGACGAGUGCAAUCACGUAAAUUUGAACUUGAAAAUAUGUUGCAAGAAAUGGAACAACGUUUGCGAGAAGCUAUGGAUCAAAUCAAUCAUUGGAGUAAUGAGCGUCAACAAUUCGAUCAACGAAUACGCGACACUAAUGAACAACUCGAAGAAGAAGAACAAACUCGGCAGAAGUUACAAGUCGAACGUGUGCAAUUGGAAGGGAAGUUGAAGAACUUAGAAGAUCUUGUAGCACGACAACAGAAUGAUUUAGCCAAGAUGCAGAAAGAGCGGAAAUUUCUCGAAGAUAAAUUGCAAGAAAUCACCAAUGUCAGACAAGAUGAAGAGGAGAAACUGAAAAAUCUUCUUCGAAUUAAAACUAAACUCGAAAGCCAAUGCAAUGAUCUUGAAGAGCGAUUAAAACGCGAAGUAGAGCUUCGUCAAAAACUAGAACGCGAUGUUCGACGAUUAGAAAUUGACAAUCAAGAUCUUCGCCAUCAACUGCAAGAUCGUGUUCAAAACUACGAAGAGAUUCAGAAUCAAUUGAAACGUCGCGACGAUGAUUUGAACAAAGCCAUAGCUAACAUGGAAAGUGAUGCUGCCGCGAAAGCCGCUUUUCAAAAACAGAUCCGUGACUUUCAAUCGAAACUCGAUGAUCUCCAAGCGGACAUGGAUAGUGAACGCGAAUCACGUAAGCGUUUAGAACGUGAAAAACGCGAGUUUAUGGAAGAAAUCGAAUGUUUACGUAAUGAAAUCCUUGAUACGACAGAUAUCAGUCAUGAAAUGAUCGAACGCGAGAAAAGACGUGAAGAAGAAUUACUUGGUGUGAAACGUUUACUCGAUCAAGCGCAUAAAGAUCGAGAAACGACCAUUGUGGAUCUACGUUCUAAACACACGAAAGAAAUCGAAGAUCUAACAAAUCAAUUGGAAAACACGAAAAAACAAUUACAAACGUUCUCCAAAGAUCGGCAAACAUUCCAAAACGAUCUUCGAGACCGCGAUAGUCAAAUCAAAGACUUAAAUACAUCGAAACAAGAGAUCGAACGAAAACGACGACAAUUGGAAACUCAAGUACAAGAUCUUUUCCAUAAAUUCAACGAGAGCGAACGUAUUAAAAACGAAAUCUUCGAGAAAUCUCAACGUUGUCAACAAGAUAUUGAAAGUCUAAACGCUGCCUAUAUCGAAGCCGAACAGCGUUUGCAAAACAAUGAGCGUACAAUGGCAACACUAAAACAAGAAAACCAAGACUUACAUGAUAAUCUUCAAGAAGAAAAUCGUCAAAAAAUGAGUGCACACGCGAAAGUUCGUCAAGCAGAUGACUUGAUAAAUGAAUUAAAAGAUCGAUUGGAAGAUAAAGAAGAAGAGCGGCAAAAGAUUGAAACAAAAUUAGUCCAACUGAGUCAACAAUACAAUGAAAUUCAACGUCAAGCUGAACUGGUGAAUGUCGAGCAACUUGAAGAACUUCGUCGACAACUUCAACGUGAAAAAGAAGCGUUGUUACAAGAACUUGAAAGUGAGAAAUCCGUCAAUUCCAAAUUUGCGAAGUCCAAUCAAAAGUUAACUAAUGACGUAGCUGAUUUGAGUGUGGAAUUAGAACGUUAUCGUGCCAUUGCACAGAAUGUUGAAAAGCAACAACGUAAUUUCGAAAAGCGCAUUCAAGAUGAGAAGAAUAUUCAAGACAAAUUACGUCAUGAACGCGAUAAAAACGAGAAAGAGAUCCGAGAGAAAGAAACUCAACGACUAAAUCUUUUGAAAGAUUUAGAAGAACGAAACAUUCUAUAUGAAGAUUUAGAAAAACGUUAUAAACAGCUACGUGAUUACGUUGAUAGUACCAGUCAAGUCACAGACGAUGUUGGAAGAUACAUUCAAGAAUUAGAAAAGAAUAAACGAACGCUUGAUGCGACUGUCGAGGAUCAAAAGCAACAAAUCACUGAACUCGAAGAUGAACUACAAACAUCGGAAGAUGCUCGUCUACGGCUCGAAGUGAAUAUGGGUGCUCUGAAACAACACGUCGAAACACUCGCACUGGAUUACAAAGCUGAAGUGGAAGAACGUGUGCGUUCUGUUAGUAAACAACUAAAGGACUGUGAAGUUGAACUUCAAGACGAACAAAAGUCCAAACAACAAAUUCUUCAACAACGGAAGAAACUCGAAUUGGACGUUCAAGCAGCAUUACAACAGAUCGAAGAAGCCAAUCGAGCGAAAGAUGACGCUAUACGGACAAGUCGCAAGUUGCAAGCUCAAAUUCGAGAUUUGACCCGUGAUUUAGAAGAAAUUCGACGCAUUGAUACUGUUGCUAAUCAGACCGCCAAAGACUGGCAAACGAAAGUCAAAGCUAUCGAACAAGCCAUUCACAAGCUUACAGAAGAAAAAGAACUUUUGGAAAGACAACUUCGGCAAACUCAAUCAGAACGUAAUGAACUUCAACAAGAAAUAACAACUCUUAGUAGAGAAUGGGGUACAUUUAUGGAUGAGAAACGUCGAUUUGAAGCACGCAUUCAUCAACUGGAAGAAGAGCUUGAAGAGGAACGAACAAUGUCAGAUUUGAAUGUUGAUAAAUUGAAAAAACUGGCUAUGUCUUACGAACAAACAUUGCUCGAUAUCGCUACAGAGAAAGCAAACAGUGAAAAACUUGAAAUCAUUGUAGUCAAUCUUGAACGGCAAAUUCAAGAUUUCCGUAAGAAAUUAGAAAGCAAUGAUGGAUCAGUGAAUGAAUCAUUGAGAUCGAGAGUCGUGGCAUGUGAAACCAAGAUUCAUUCCUAUGAAGAACAAUUAGACAAUGAAAUUCGAGAAAAGCAAAAAGCCCUACGAAAUGUUCGAUUGCUUGAGAAACGUCUUCGAGAAGCUGCGAUUGUGAUUGAAGAAGCUCAAAAACAAGUCAACAGCUAUCGAGAACAACUUGAUAAGAGCAACAUGCGUUUACGUAGCUCGAAACGUACCAUUGAUGAAUUAGAAGAGAAACUUACUGAGAUGAAGCAUCGCCUGCGUCGAGCACAACGGGAAAAAGACGAAAUGGAAGAAUCCGCCUAUCCACGAAAUCGAAGAGAUUCAUCUAUGAUUGAUUUAUCCUCCCAUCGGGGUUCCGUUAUAACUACUAUUGAUGAAAGUCCCGAGGUAUAUCACUUGAUUUCCUUCCCGUCUGCAAUUCAUAAUUCCGCAACGUCGUACAUCAAAGCCUUUGUAACAACAACGAAAUAUUAUUCCGAAAUGUCUGAUGAUGAUUUUCAAUCCGAAGCUACAAAUACGACGGCUUCCGAUACGCUUAAUGGUGGAAGUACAUCAAUAAGAAACAGUGCUGCUGACGAAUACAAUCAAGGAAAUCGCUAA